Molecule: messenger RNA, 1394 nt
Organism: Cajanus cajan (pigeon pea)
Lineage: Eukaryota; Viridiplantae; Streptophyta; Magnoliopsida; Fabales; Fabaceae
Product: hydroxyethylthiazole kinase family protein
Biological process (GO): thiamine biosynthetic process
Molecular function (GO): ATP binding; magnesium ion binding; hydroxyethylthiazole kinase activity
Source: RefSeq, a predicted model, not a curated record
UUUGUGUUUAGGUUGUUUGUAGUUGUAGCUUGUUCUUUGUAUUGUUCCCAUACAUCUCUCUUCCUAUGGACCCUCAGGCUGAGGAGCAAUGGGGUUCCAAGGCAUGGCAGCUUCUGUCUCUGGUCCGAGCCCAAUCCCCUCUGGUCCAGUGCAUCACCAACUUCGUCUCCAUGGACAUCGUCGCCAACACGCUCCUCUCCGCCGGCGCAUCGCCCGCCAUGCUCCACGCCGCAGAGGAGCUCCCCGACUUCACCCCACGCGCCGCCGCCCUCUGCCUCAACGUCGGCACCCUCUCCCCCUCCUGGCUCCCCGCCAUGAACGCCGCCGCCAAACUCUGCUCCGAGCUCGGCACGCCCUGGGUCCUCGACCCCGUCGCCGUCUCCGCCUCCGCCUUCCGCUUCGACGCCUGCCGCCACCUUCUCAGCCUCAGGCCCACCGUCGUCCGGGGAAACGCCUCUGAGAUUAUCGCGCUCGCUUCCGCACAACCACACGCCAACGCCUCCAAGGGUGUGGACAGUGUUCAUGAGUCGAUGGAUGCAGUUGAAGCCGCAAAGUUGUUAGCUCAGACAAGUGGUGCCAUAGUUGCAGUUUCAGGAGCCACUGACAUUAUCACGGAUGGAAAUCGAGUUGUUGGUGCUCACAACGGGGUGGCGAUGAUGCAGAAAAUAACAGCAACUGGUUGUUCAGUCACUGCACUGAUUGCUGCCUUCGUUGCUAUUGACAAAAGUCAUGCUUUGGAUGCGACAGUGUCAGCAUUAGCUGCAUUUGGUAUUGCUGGUGAGCUAGGAAUGAAGAUGGCUAAAGGUCCUGCAUCGUUGCGAGUGCACUUGAUCGAUGCCCUUUAUGGACUUGAUGAAGCUGCCCUGAAUUCUCAUGUUAAUAUCACCAGUUUGUGUUGAAAUUUGAAGAUCUGCAUGCAAAAUGGUAAUUAUCAUAAAAUUCAUAUGUAUCACAGCUGUCUAUAUCAAUGGUGUCCAACAGUUGAAAAGGGACCUGGAUCAUUAAUUGGUUGUCAUGUGGUAGUAGAGACCCUCUUCAGUUUAUGUCAAUAAUCACUGGUAGCUACCAUUAGUUUUUAUUUUAUUUUAUUUUAAUAACCAAGUUACCUCUAGUAAUAACAGGAUGUUUAUAUAGUUUAAAAUAUCUCAUGGUUUUAGCCCCUGCCCCUAAUUUAUUUCGGUAAACAUUUUGCAUGUAUAGGUUUAUUUUCCAAAGUUAACUCUUCAUAAUUUCUGUUUGAUGUAUAGCAGUAUAGGAAUUGGUUUGGUGGAGGUUGUUUAUGAGCUCCUGAUGCAUUGUAAAUCAUAUUGUCAACUGGUAGAGACGUAGAGUAUAUAAUGUAAUAAGUAACAUUUUCUUCCAUUUCAUGAUUCGUAUGCAGUAAACUUUGUCUU